Dromiciops gliroides (monito del monte) is the source of this 1765-nucleotide messenger RNA. RefSeq names its product distal membrane arm assembly component 2 (gene DMAC2). The record is from RefSeq and is a predicted model, not a curated record. Gene Ontology annotation, cellular component: SCF ubiquitin ligase complex. Gene Ontology annotation, biological process: SCF-dependent proteasomal ubiquitin-dependent protein catabolic process. NCBI's taxonomy places the organism in Eukaryota, Metazoa, Chordata, Mammalia, Microbiotheria, Microbiotheriidae. The transcript has 6 exons. Bases 139 to 966 code for a protein of 275 amino acids.
GAGUACGAUCGCAAGGGCUGACAUUGGGGAGGGAGGAUCCAAUAAAUGUCAGAGGGCGGGACUUCAAGAAGGAAGAGCCAAUGACUGAGCAGUUGCGAAGGAGAGGCCGGCUGACUUUGGUCAGAGGAAGGAACCAAGAUGGCGGCGCCCAGGGCGCUUCUUAGAGCAGGAUACCAAGCGUGGAGGGGAGGAGGGACCCCCAGGACCCUGAGCAGCCAGAGUCAUCUUGGCCAAGGCCCUAACCCCAAAUAUGACCUGAAGGCGAAUCCCAGCCGUGCCCCCCAGCAGGGCCUGAUGGCCUGGAUGGCCUCUCGAUUCUACGACAUGGAGCAGUUUCGAGAGUGGAUUUUCCAGUUCUGGAGUUGGAACCUAUAUAGGAAAAACAAGGUCUUCAGCCAUACACUGAAACACCAUGGCCCCAACGUGGCAGCCGCUCACUUUGUCCUGACCCAAGGCGGAGCUGUCAGGUUCCAGGACCAGGAGUGGAUCCUCCCCCGAGACAAGAACCAAUUCCUUCGGAACUGUUCUCACUUCCAGAGACUGCCCCUGGAGGAGGUGGACGCCAGCGGCUGUGUCAUCAACUACUAUGGGCUGGAGAACCUGGUGUUCCUGCCCCGGCUGCGAUCCCUGAAGCUGUGUGGCUGCCCUAAUGUGGACGACUGGUGCUUGAGCCGCUUGCACUCUCUGGGGGACUGCCUGCAAGAGCUCUCGCUGGCUGGCUGUCCCCGGGUCACCGAGCGAGGCCUCGCCUGCCUCCAUCACCUCUGGAACCUCCGGCGUCUGGACAUCUCUAACCUUCCAGCUGUGUCCAAUAAAGGCCUAACCCGGAUUCUGGUGGAGGAAAUGCUGCCCGACUGUGAGGUGCUCGGGGAGGACUACGCUGAGGGGCUGGAGCCCCUCUCUGAGGAAGAGAAGGCUGCAGCAGGUGUGGCAGCAGCCACCCCCGCAGCCCCUGUGCCACCUUAGACGCUCUGGGAGCCCCUCUCCCUGCCCCCAGCUUCCUCAUCACUUCCCCAGGCACCCCAAGAGACAUCGCUGGCCUCAGGCUUCUGUGGCUACCCCUUCUCCCUUCUACUUCCAGGGCAAAGGUGGGGUGGGACACCCCAUGGGGGAUGGUUGUCAUGGUUGUCCUGCUUCCCCACUAACAGCCCCACCCUGUUCUCUUAGCUUGUCUGCGAUCCCAAUACAUGGGUGGUGGAGAGGCCCUUGUUAGCCACACUCAUGCAGUUGUCCCCAGAAUCCCCCCCACCACCCCAGUCCUGGGGUAGGGGGGCUGGUAAUGGGAGUAUGGGUGGGACAGGAGGAACAUGAGUCAAGGGGGUGAGCCAAAGGGGGGCCCCUUGGGUGGCUGCCUCAGAAACCAGGGUGAUGGCAGUGCAGGAGAUGCUGAGGGCCCAUCCCUCCUUCCUCCCAGCCUCCCCUGGGAUGUGGUGUCUGAGUGCAGAUCUGAGUCCAUUAAUUCUGGGCUGAGUUUCCCUCCUCUCCCCAUGGGCUUCAUUAGUCUGAGGGAGGGAGGGGGGCUGGGGCUCAGUCCCUCCCCGGCUGCCUCCACACACAGAUAAUAAACAUUGUUGGAAACUAGUCUUAGGCCCUCCUGGGUGGGGAGGGUAGGCCGUUAGGGGGUAAUGAUGGUGGUAGUCGUGGUAGCUGGCCAGCUCUCUAAAGCAAAGCUUCUUAAUCUGUGGGUCAAGACCCCCUGAUGUGGGGGUUGCAAAGAAUUUGGCAGCAAUAAAAGGUUAUGUAUACCUUUUUUUGUAUACCUAUA